AUGUCGUACCACAUGGAGGCGAAGCUCGAAUCCGACGCUCACGGCCCGAGACUUCCUUCAGACAUCCUUCACCUCAUUCUCGACGCCAUCGCGGAGUGGGGAGGCUCACAGGCGAAACGCACGCUCCUCACAUGUGCGCAGACGAGCUCCUUCCUUCUUCGACGGGCCCAAGCCCAUCUGUACAAGGACAUCUCCCUGUCCCGCCGUCGACAAUGCGCCCUCUUCUCACGGACGAUCGACUCGUCGCCCCAUAUCGCAGUCCUCGUCAACCGCGUCCGCUUUUCCGAGAUCUCUGCAUCAUGGGCGGACUAUCCCCUCCCGCCCCACGUCGUCGGACGUUUGACGAGCCUACGUAGAGCGGCGUUUCGCGCGAGCGUCCGUGGAUUGGACUCGGGCGACGAAACGGCGCAGAUCAAGUCCACGUCGAGCACAACAAUUGCAUUCGUCAAGCUGUUCGCGGUGGUCAGUCCCGCACUCAAACAUCUAGAGCUGGACAUAUUUAUAUUCAAGAGCUUCGCGGAGCUGGCCAGGCUGCUUCAUUUCCUGCCUCCAUUCAGUCUAUCGCUCCCGGUAUGGGGUGCGGGCGUGCGAGAGCUCGAUCUCCAGGCCUUCACAGCUCAGCCUUGUAGUGACUACUAUGAAGGUCUCGCGAACUUCACGAGCCUAGAGCACCUCCGACUCGCUUUCUACCAGGAAGACAUCCGCUGGAUCGCCAUUGCCCUGCGUCAUGUCCGUUCUGGGCGCGUCCUCAGUCUCUCGUUCCGACACCGUGCUCUCGAUCAGCAUCGGGCCAAGACACUAGAACAGCUCGAAGACCUCAGACUUGACGAGAUCCUGAGGCAGCCGAUCUUCAGGAACAUAGUCCAAGUAUCGUGGACCGUGGUUUGCAAGGAGAUAGAUGAUCCGGCGGCAUGGAAGAAGGAAAUUGCGGCGAGACUUCCAGGCUUGGUGCAGAGGAAGAUCUUGUGGUACUCUGUGCAUCAAGGUGAGCUGAGUGUCUCGCGGAAGUCGAUCACAACACAUCCAUGA
Molecule: messenger RNA, 1029 nt
Organism: Dichomitus squalens LYAD-421 SS1
Lineage: Eukaryota; Fungi; Basidiomycota; Agaricomycetes; Polyporales; Polyporaceae
Exons: 3
Coding region: 1-1029 (342 amino acids)
Source: RefSeq, a predicted model, not a curated record